Messenger RNA from Anopheles maculipalpis, 1364 nucleotides. Its product is annotated as zinc finger protein 239-like. Gene Ontology annotation, cellular component: nucleus. The coding region runs from base 27 to 1364 and encodes 445 amino acids. The transcript has 4 exons. Lineage: Eukaryota; Metazoa; Arthropoda; Insecta; Diptera; Culicidae. The record is from RefSeq and is a predicted model, not a curated record. Gene Ontology annotation, molecular function: zinc ion binding.
UAUUAAACAACAGCAUUCCGUACGACAUGGCGCUCCACCUACAUUAUUCACAGAUUUGUCGUUUCUGUUUGAGCCAGGAUUGGCAUAAUCUGGUUCCAUUAAGCACGAUAAUGAACAGUACACUGACUCCGGAGGAUGUUGAACGAUUUACUGGAAUCGAGAAUCUAGAGGAGGACCAUGGCUCGUACGUGCUGUGUAGGGAUUGCCACAUCAAGUUGAUUAAUGCCGUAACUUUCCGUCACAGUUGCUUGGCUAAUGAAGCUUUCUUUAGAGAAUUUUGUCCGAAAGUGGAAGAGUUGGUAGAGAGUUGUGAUGAAACGGAUAAAAUUUCCGUGCUGGAACCCAUCGAAAGAGUAUCGGAAAUCGAAAUUGUUAUUGUUGAUAAGCCCAAGAGAAGGAAAGCAAGAGAGAUUAAGCAAGAAGAUGCAAUAGAACGAACUCCGUGUGCCUUCGUGAAAGAGGAAGAAAUAGUCGAAUUCGAUUACUGUGCAAAUCGUAUCGAGCCAGGCGAAUUGUACUCCAGCGAUGGUGAGGACGAUGAAACGGUGCCAGCGAAACACCUUGGAAAUCCAGUAACACUGGACAAGGAUGCACUGUUUGCAGAAAGUAUGCGCCUUAUACGUGCUGCACAGGAGCAGCAGCAGCAACAACAGGAAGAGAUAAGGACCAACGAAAGCAGUGGCUGUGAGAGCAGCUCCAACAAUACGCUCCUUCUACGGGAAAAAUUAUCCAAAGGAAACCGAUCUCAACUGUGUGACGUAUGCGGGAAAGUGGUACAAAAGAUCAGUGACCAUAUGACGACCCACACGAAGGAACUGAGGUACGCAUGUCCCCACUGUCCUGUGCGGAUGGCGAAUCAUGGGAAUUUGUAUCGCCAUGUUCAAGCAGUCCAUCUGAAGAAGGUGAUAAAAUCGUGCGAAGUUUGUGGGAAAGGAUUUACCAGCAAAGGCUCUUACAAAUCGCACAUGCGAUCGGAACAUGAUAUAGGGGAAACGUACUCAUGUAAGCUGUGCCCAAAAACAUUCAAUCAUCCCGGCAACUAUCGCAUACACAAUCUCCGUUGUCAUAGCGAUGAAAGAAAAUUCGCCUGCUCCACGUGCGGGAAACAGUUCAAAGAAAGACGUGACCAUCGGAAUCAUCAGCGUGUGCAUUCAAACGAAAAACCGUUUACCUGCAGCCAAUGUCCGAAAGGUUUCAAAAGUGAGUACGCUCGAAAAACGCACGAACUAACGCACAGUGGUGUCAUCUUCCAAUGUACGUCCUGUGAUAAAUCCUACCGCUACAAAUGCCUUCUAAGCAUACACAUAAAGAAGGAUCAUCCAGAAUUAAGCGUAAGCGCAGCGGAUGUCAACGAUGGAUUAUGA